CCCUCUCCGCCGUCAGGAGCUCAACCGGGAGGAAGCAGCAGGAUCGGGAUCUGGGAUCUGGGGCACUCGAGCUUCCGCCGCGUCGAUAAACAAACACCCACACGUCCGCUUCGACGUUUACAUGCUUUAAUCCGCAUCUCUCCACUAGCGGAGACAUCGUGAACACAGCGUGGGGGACCAGCAGGAGGAGGCCAUGGGAGCACACACGGCGUUCUUGCUGUUACUGGCGGCGACCUUGACGCUUUCAGCCGAGGUGCCUGCAGAUGACUCCCUGGGUUUGCUAACUGAGCCCCAGGUGGCCAUGUUCUGUGGAAAGCUCAACAUGCACAUCAAUGUACAGACGGGCAAAUGGGAGUCUGACCCUUCCGGCACCAAGAGCUGCAUUGGCACCAAGGAGGGAAUCCUGCAGUACUGCCAAGAGGUGUACCCAGAGUUGCAGAUCACUAAUGUUGUGGAGGCCAAUCAGCCCGUCAGCAUCCAGAACUGGAGCAAGAAAGGCCGCAAGCAGUACCGCAGUCACACACGUAUCGUGGUGCCAUACCGCUGCCUGGUAGGGGAGUUUGUGAGCGAUGCCCUGCUCGUCCCAGACAAGUGUAAGUUCCUGCACCAGGAGCGAAUGGACCAGUGUGAGAGCCACCUGCACUGGCACACAGUAGCCAAAGAGUCCUGUGGAGACCGCACAAUGAAUCUCCAUGACUACGGGAUGCUGUUGCCAUGUGGCAUCGACCGUUUCCAAGGAGUGGAGUUUGUCUGCUGUCCGGCGGAGGCAGAGCGAGAGACGGAAAGCACAGAGGUAGAAGGGGAAGAGUCUGACGUCUGGUGGGGUGGAGCCGAGACUGAAUACUCUGAUAACAGCAUGUCACGUCCAGCAGACACAGAGCCCGCCACUACAGAAGAUGAUGAAGACGAGGAUGAACAGGAGGAAACCUAUGAAAGGGAUGGAGAUGACGACGAAGAUGAUGAGGAGGAUGAGGAAGACGAAGAGGAUGUGACCGAUGAACGGGAAAGUGAUGAGCGCAAUGCUAACAUUGCCAUGACCACCACUACCACGACAACCACUGAAUCAGUUGAAGAAGUUGUUCGAGCUGUCUGUUGGGCUCGUGCUGAGUCAGGCCCUUGUCAUGCCAUGCUGGAGCGCUGGUACUUCGUGCCUACGAAGGGCCGCUGUGCUCCCUUCUUGUUUGGGGGCUGUGGGGGCAACAGGAAUAACUUUGAGUCGGAGGAGUACUGCCUUGCUGUCUGCAGCAGCUCGUUGCCCACCAUGGCCCCCAGUCCUCCAGACGCUGUGGAUCAGUACCUUGAAACCCCUGGCGACGACAGUGAACACUUUGACUUCCAGAAAGCCAAGGAAAGCCUGGAGGCCAGACAUCGAGAAAAGAUGUCACAGGUGAUGAGGGAGUGGGAGGAGGCAGAGAGACAGGCCAAGAACCUUUCUCGUUCUGACAAGAAAGCUGUUAUCCAGCACUUCCAGGAGAAGGUGGAGGCUUUGGAGCAGGAGGCAGAAGGAGAGAGGCAGCAGCUAAUUGAAACCCACAAUGCCCGAGUAGAAGCUCUGCUCAACAGACGUCGACGCCAGGCUAUGGAAAAUUACUUGAGUGCCCUGCAGGCCAGCCCUCCACGGGCCCGUCAGGUGUUGACUCUGCUGAAGAAGUACGUACGUGCUGAACAGAAGGACAGGCAGCACACGCUCAAAUACUACGAGCACAUCCGCACAGUCGAUCCCAAGAGGGCAGCUCAGAUGCGACCUCAGGUUUUGACUCAUCUCCGUGUGAUAGAUGAGAGGAUGAAUCAGUCAUUGGGUCUUCUCUACAAAGUGCCAAAUGUGGCUAAUGAGAUCCAGAACCAAGUUGCGGUGAUAAUGCAGAGAGUACAGUCAGAGCUGUCUCAGCAAGUCUCUUCUCUGCAGAGCGACGGGCGGGUGAGUCGAGCUGUACCCACUCUCAUAUGCAUGGAGCCCAUUCUUGUAGUAAAUGAAAUACCAUUUGACAAACUCAUUGAUGAGAUGAUACAUGAUUUCACAUUUGAUUCAGUUGAGCCUGUUGAUGCACGUCCAAUUCCAGACCGAGGACUGCCUACAAGACCUGUGUCUGCCCUGAAGCCAGAGGAGAUGCCAAAAGUGCGGAUGGAUACUGAAGAGAGGCAAAAUGCUGGCUAUGAAGUGUACCAUCAGAAACUGGUGUUUUUCGCUGAGGAUGUGGGGUCCAAUAAAGGUGCCAUUAUUGGACUUAUGGUUGGAGGGGUUGUCAUAGCAACUGUCAUUGUCAUUACCUUGGUGAUGCUAAGGAAGAAACAGUAUACGUCUAUUCAUCACGGUGUAAUCGAGGUGGAUGCAGCAGUGACACCAGAGGAGCGUCAUCUGGCGAAGAUGCAGCAGAACGGCUACGAAAACCCCACCUACAAAUUCUUUGAGCAGAUGCAGAAUUAAAUUACCGUUCAUCAACAUUUUCUUCAGGUGUAUCCCGACCACUCACUCUCACCACUCGAAGGGUCUGUUCCACUCAGGUCUUUUGCCCUCAGCUCUGACAAAAUUAUAUUUCUCACCUGAAGGGGGGGUGGAAGGAGGCGUGAAGACAAGACGCAGGCUGGUUUUUAUGUUGUUUUAAAGUGGGGGUACAGUUUAUGUCUCAGUGAGGGGCUGGGCUAAAGGAAACUGACCUGGAACAAAUCUUCUUCAUUCCUGAUCCCUUGGUUGUACAGAGGAACACACAGCUUACAUUUACUUUUACAUUUACUUACGAGGGUACCCAGUCUCAACUACCCGAUUCAGCCAAUGAGAACAAAAACUUCAGUGUUUGUAUUGAACAGCCAACACCCCGUUGACUAUUUACAUUAAGUCAGUGCAGAAAUAUGUAAACCCAGACAGAUUAACUCCAAGUGUCUCUUUCGUCAGUCCAGCUGUUUUUUUUUCCUUUGUUUCCUCAGACUGUCCGACACGUCCCUGUUCCCCUGCUCUCAGAUAACAGCUAUGCUGUUCGAUGACAUAACGGCUCUUAAGCUGGCAAUGGGAGGAGGGGCUCUCAGAGCGCCUCUCCACACGAUUAAAGCCCAAGUGUGUCAGGUUUUUCAAAAAAGGAUUUAAAAAUUGUAGAAAAUGUCUGAAAAAAUAUAUUCAAAAUAUGUAAAACUUAAAAAAAACCAUUGUUUUGUUUUCUGAUUUUUUUAAUGUGUAAUAUAUUAAGACAGAGAUUAGCUGUAAGUAUAUGUAGUGCAUGGCAAUAUUGAUGACAGAUACAGUUAACUGUAUGUCGAGGUCCUCUUCCUAGAUAUUUUAGCAGGAUUGUACAUUUGUAGUGUCUUCUUUGUGAUCUUGUGAUAUGAAGAAGAAAAAGAGUAUUCAGAAUCUGGUCUGCUUCGUGCUCACAGACUUGCUUUAACACAAUCUUGGCUCUUUAUGCUCAUCUCCAUGCUUCACUGUUGUGUUAGCUGCAUGGGCAAAAUGCUCUAUACUGUAUGUAAUAUAUGUGAUAGUAUCCGAAAGGAAGACGAUCGUGUUACUGUUUGCGUUCUAUGCACUCUUUGUCAGUUUGGAAGUCUGAUUAUUAUUACCAAAUAUUGAUGCUGUUAAGUCCCUGAUGCCAGUUCACACUGUUGCUGCACAUUGGGUUUUUCUUAGAAUGAGGUUCAAGGUUUCUCUGAUAGUGUGUCAUUCCAGAUUUUAUUUCAUUCCAAUGUCUCCAAUGUAUUUGGAAGAUGGAGAUCCAGUUUGCAUUAAUGCAGUUUCAUUAUCAAGCUCGGUCUUUUCCCCUUAUUCCCACGUUUAUAAUGUUUAGCCUGUCUUUAUGGCUGUGUCAGCAAUAUUGUACAGUGCAGCACUUUGGAGUCAGCGCAAUUAUCUAAAGAACGGAUGGGACUCGUUAGGGCUACAAAAAUCUGAGGAAUUCUCUCGAUGGUCCAAUCUCCUCUCCAUUUCCUAACCAAAUCACACGUGCACAUUAUAUUUUUCUACAUUUCCUGUGUAUACAUGUACAGUGUCAUCUGCACAUCUGUUGUAAGGUCUCUUAAUAAUCCUGAGAGUCAGACACACCAUUUACAACAGGAUGAUGACCACAUCUCAAAUCAGCACCUUUCCCUCUCCCCUAAAUUAAGUUAUUCUCACCUCCACCUGCAGUAAACAUGAAUGUGACCUGCAUAUUGUGCAUUUAAACCACAGGAAUACAACACAUAUCACCUCUGCACACUAUUUUAACAUAUCUACAGAAACACUAACUGAAGCUCUUAAUCAGGUGAAUGUUUGAAAUGUGUAUUGAUGCUCACUCUGGGUGUCUUUGAUGGAUCGUGGUGAAAAGAAGAUGCUUUUGUUUCUCAUUGAUUCAGUGCCCUUCCUCUGUGUGUAGUUAAAUGAACCGUUUGCUUAGAGUAAGAAGAAGCUUUCUACACUCACUA
This is a messenger RNA of Paralichthys olivaceus (Japanese flounder), 4383 nucleotides long. The record is from RefSeq and is a predicted model, not a curated record. NCBI's taxonomy places the organism in Eukaryota, Metazoa, Chordata, Actinopteri, Pleuronectiformes, Paralichthyidae.